CGGCCCGGAGGGGCCCCCGCGGGGGGAACAUGGCGACGUCUAAUCUCUUAAAGAAUAAAGGUUCACUUCAGUUUGAAGACAAAUGGGAUUUCAUGCGCCCCAUUGUUCUGAAGCUGUUACGCCAGGAAUCUGUCACAAAACAGCAGUGGUUUGAUCUGUUUUCGGAUGUGCAUGCAGUUUGCUUGUGGGAUGACAAAGGUCCAGCAAAAAUUCAUCAAGCUUUGAAAGAAGACAUCCUUGAUUUUAUUAAACAAGCACAGGCAAGAGUACUGAGUCAUCAAGAUGAUACAGCUUUACUAAAAGCAUACAUAGUAGAAUGGCGCAAAUUCUUUACACAGUGUGAUAUCUUGCCCAAACCAUUUUGUCAACUAGAAAUUACUUUAAUGGGUAAGCAGGGCAGCAACAAGAAAUCCAAUGUAGAAGACAGUAUUGUUCGAAAGCUCAUGCUAGAUACUUGGAAUGAGUCCAUAUUUUCAAAUAUAAAGAAUCGACUUCAGGACAGUGCAAUGAAGCUGGUCCAUGCCGAAAGACUAGGAGAAGCUUUUGACUCUCAACUUGUUAUUGGAGUUAGAGAAUCAUAUGUUAACCUUUGUUCUAAUCCUGAAGAUAAACUUCAGAUUUAUCGGGAUAACUUUGAGAAGGCAUAUUUGGAUUCAACAGAGAGAUUUUAUAGAACACAAGCCCCUUCUUAUUUACAACAAAAUGGAGUACAGAAUUAUAUGAAAUAUGCAGACGCUAAAUUAAAGGAAGAAGAGAAAAGAGCAUUAAGGUAUCUAGAGACAAGGCGCGAAUGUAACUCUGUAGAAGCGCUUAUGGAGUGCUGUGUGAAUGCUCUGGUGACCUCAUUUAAAGAAACUAUUUUAGCUGAAUGCCAAGGCAUGAUCAAACGAAAUGAAACAGAAAAGUUGCAUCUAAUGUUUUCACUGAUGGAUAAAGUUCCUAAUGGAAUAGAGCCAAUGUUAAAAGACUUGGAAGAGCAUAUUGUUAGUGCUGGACUAGCAGAUAUGGUAGCAGCUGCUGAAACUAUUACUACUGAUUCUGAGAAAUAUGUAGAGCAGUUGCUUACAUUAUUUAAUCGAUUUAGUAAGCUGGUUAAAGAAGCUUUUCAAGAUGACCCAAGGUUUCUUACUGCAAGAGAUAAGGCAUAUAAGGCAGUUGUGAAUGAUGCUACAAUAUUUAAACUUGAAUUGCCAUUGAAGCAGAAAGGGGUUGGAUUGAAAACACAGCCUGAGUCCAAAUGCCCUGAACUGCUUGCUAAUUACUGUGACAUGCUGUUAAGAAAAACACCACUAAGCAAAAAAUUAACCUCUGAAGAAAUUGAAGCAAAGCUUAAGGAAGUGCUUUUGGUACUUAAAUAUGUACAGAAUAAGGAUGUUUUCAUGCGAUACCACAAAGCUCACUUAACAAGACGUCUGAUACUAGAUAUAUCAGCUGAUAGUGAAAUUGAAGAGAAUAUGGUGGAAUGGCUGAGAGAAGUAGGUAUGCCAGCAGACUAUGUAAAUAAGUUGGCCAGGAUGUUCCAGGAUAUCAAAGUAUCUGAAGACUUGAACCAGGCCUUCAAAGAAAUGCACAAAAAUAAUAAAUUGGCCCUACCAGCUGAUUCUGUGAAUAUUAAAAUUUUAAAUGCUGGUGCCUGGUCUCGAAGUUCUGAAAAAGUGUUUGUAUCGCUACCCACGGAAUUAGAAGACCUCAUCCCAGAGGUAGAAGAGUUCUACAAAAAGAAUCACAGUGGCAGAAAACUGCACUGGCAUCAUCUCAUGUCCAAUGGAAUUAUAACAUUUAAGAAUGAGGUUGGCCAGUAUGACUUAGAGGUAACAACGUUUCAGCUGGCUGUGCUGUUUGCAUGGAACCAAAGACCCAGAGAGAAAAUCAGCUUUGAAAAUCUUAAACUGGCAACUGAGCUCCCUGAUGCAGAACUUAGGAGGACUUUAUGGUCUCUUGUAGCAUUUCCAAAGCUGAAACGUCAGGUUUUAUUGUAUGAACCUCAAGUCAAUUCGCCCAAAGACUUUACAGAAGGAACUCUCUUCUCAGUGAACCAGGAGUUCAGUUUAAUAAAAAAUGCUAAAGUUCAGAAAAGGGGUAAGAUAAACUUGAUUGGCCGGUUACAACUCACUACAGAAAGAAUGCGAGAAGAGGAGAAUGAAGGAAUUGUCCAACUAAGAAUAUUACGAACCCAGGAGGCUAUUAUCCAAAUAAUGAAAAUGCGGAAGAAAAUUACUAAUGCUCAGCUUCAGACUGAACUGGUAGAAAUAUUGAAAAACAUGUUCUUGCCACAAAAGAAAAUGAUAAAAGAGCAAAUUGAAUGGCUUAUAGAGCACAAAUAUAUCAGAAGAGAUGAAUCGGAUAUCAACACCUUCAUAUACAUGGCAUAAUUUGAAGACUCUGUAAGAUGCCAAGAACACAAAUUGAAGGGUGCUUGGGCAGACAGCUGCAACAGUUUUUUGUGCUGGAGAAGGACUCAUUUUGACUUUCAUUACAUAUUAAAAUCCCUGCCUUAUCUUACAAGAGGACUAUAUUUUGCCAAUCUCAUUCAGCUAGCAUGAUGGCAUUCCCUUCAUGUUGCACACUUUAACAGCAUGUUGUUUUGUGGGAAACUUGCAUUUAUGAAGAGCCCAUUGUGAGCUUUUUAAAGUAGAUUUGAUUUACACCCACCAAGAAGAAUACAGGUUUGGGUUUUUAGAUGAACAGUACUUGCACACAAAAAAAGACCUUCAAAUACUCAUGCACUGAGAAACUGCUAUUAAGUUUGUUUUUGUUUUUAAAUGCAAUUAGGACUAGAAGUAGCACUUUCACUUUGUGUUUUGGAUCAACAGAGUAAAUGUACUGUCCACCUUUGGUGAUCCUUUUUAUGUAUAACAUUUGAGAGAGACACAGAUGCAUCACAACAGAUAUGUAUUUGUUACAGUAACAACCUGUUGGCUCAAGCAGUGCUUCAAUAUAGUAACUGGAUUUUAAUAUUGACAUACAAGUGACAUAAAAAUAUUUCCAAC
This is a messenger RNA of Emys orbicularis (European pond turtle), 2990 nucleotides long. RefSeq names its product cullin 5 (gene CUL5). The record is from RefSeq and is a predicted model, not a curated record. Bases 30 to 2372 code for a protein of 780 amino acids. The transcript has 19 exons. Gene Ontology annotation, molecular function: ubiquitin protein ligase binding; protein-macromolecule adaptor activity. Gene Ontology annotation, biological process: SCF-dependent proteasomal ubiquitin-dependent protein catabolic process; protein ubiquitination. Gene Ontology annotation, cellular component: Cul5-RING ubiquitin ligase complex; SCF ubiquitin ligase complex. NCBI's taxonomy places the organism in Eukaryota, Metazoa, Chordata, Testudines, Emydidae.